Molecule: messenger RNA, 9357 nt
Organism: Pocillopora meandrina
Lineage: Eukaryota; Metazoa; Cnidaria; Anthozoa; Scleractinia; Pocilloporidae
Source: the annotation of a GenBank genome assembly
CAUAUUGUGUCCAAGUCUCCAUGGUAGUCGACAUUUUUUAUGUUUAUUUAUUGAUCUGUGCAGAAAAUUCAUCAAAUCCUGUAAUAUUCGUUUUUAUUUCGGCUAAAUAUUGAACGAGGGUGGAGUUAAUGCUUCUUGAUGGCUUAAAAAUUCUUCUUCGUGUGAUAAAUCGGUGUUGAAAGAGGAAAGUUCGAUCUUCAAACAUUCAACUUUGCAAAUCCAUCCGCCAUCAUGAGUGAACAACUAAAAUAUAUUGUGGAUGAGCUGAACAAGGAACCUUUCAAGAAGAACUAUAACCUCAUAAGGUAACCGUUGAAUUUUCCUUUCUAAAACAGCUUCGAUAAUAAUGUCACUGCGUGGUUGGCAAGCAAUUAAGCCUUGUAAUAAUUUUCAAAAUUUAGCCUUCGUAAUUUUUAAGCCAUUUAAGUUUUCCAGAAGACAUGUCCUAACAAAAUUUUCUGGUUUUCACAUUUUAAAACCAGUGUUGUUUCUAUUUGAUUGUCUUUCAUAUUAUGAUUACGAACAUUCAACCGAAGAAAAGACAACUUCAGUGAUUGCAAGGAAAGAUUUGAAACACAACUUAUAUCUUAAAUUGGAAUCAGCCCCCCAAAAAACAGGCUUGUCAGAGUUUAUGAUGGAUCUAUCUAAUGGGAAAGUACCUGAUUCAAACUUGAAUUUUAACCCAUAGGACUUUCAUUUUCUUUCAGCUUUGAUUCUCUGCAGCCACUACAGUUGCUUCAAGUGCUGAAUGAUGUUUUUGCAGAAAUCAAUCCCCAGGUUGGUGAUGUAUGAGCCUCUUUAGCUGAGAACAAUUUUUACCUAACAGAUUUUCUAACAAUAUGCCUUUAUAUUUUUCUUAUUGAAUUAUUACUCAAGAUUAUUAUUAUUUGUUUCUCAACAGCACAAAAUUGAUCUUCGAGAUGAAGAGCCAGAACAAAUGGCAAAAAGAAUGUUCACAUUUUUGAGAAUCUUGAAAUUCAAGCCAAAAACAGAGUCUGGAAGCUUGUGAGUGAUAUUAAUCCUUUCACCCCCAAGAUCUCCUCAGUAUUAUUCUUACUGUCUGCCGUAUAAUUCUUAUAAUGUUGGUUUGGAGAAUUUGGUAUUGGAUCGAUUACUGAUGACGAAUCCCCUAGUUUACAUUUUUCUCUACUUUCGUCUCUUGUCUGCUUGAUAUUGUUGUAAUAUUGGUAUAGGUAAUAACAUGAUUUUUGUAAUUCAGUGUUAAUAAGCACAAGUGGUGUAAAAAGAAAAUUUACAAGUGUUUACUAACACCAAAUUGCAAGAAAAAUCAUACUUGUUAAUCAAUUGUACAUGAAAAAACAUCACAGCGAGUCGAAACAAACAAAAUUUUGAAAGUGUGGGUGCAAUUUGUAAUUUGCACUUGUUUUACAACUUUGCAUGCAUGUUGCAUGAUAAUAGACUUGUUUUCAGCCAAUCAAAAGUGCGUAAUUUUUUCAUGUACAUUAUUUUAGGGAAAAAUUAUGUCUUGGUUGCUCAUGGGAAUUAAACCAUGAAAUGACUUUUAUCCUUUUUAAAUUGCAAAUCACUAUCUAUAAGGAUUUUAAGGCAUUUAAUAUAUUAACCCUUUUAACUCCCAAGAUCUCAUUAGUAAUUCUCUUUACUGUCUGCCAUACAAUUCUUGUGAUGUUAGUUUGGAGAAUUUCAUUUUGGAUCAACUUAUAAUCCCCUGACUGAUAUUUUUCUUCAUUCUGAUCACUUAUCUGCUAGAUAUUGUAUUAAUAUUGUAAGGAGAAAUUCUGUCUAGGUCACUCAUGGGAGUUAAAGGGUUAACCUAUAUUUAUCACUGUAGAUAAACCUCAAAGGCUAGCAAAAUGACAGUCCUUGACUUUGACAAAUGCAGAAGCUCUUCAGAUUCCAGACAUUGAAUGUGACAAGAAAGUCAACCAAAUGCAAUAGUAACAUUUCUUAUUUGUCGUCAAGAGAAUUAGCGAUGCUUAGUUUUCCUUGGUGUUCAUUUUCACCAACAGAAACCAGAGUUAUUUCUUUGUGGUAGCCCCUGAUCUAUCACCUUGAAUUGCUGCAGUUGUAACAUACUUCUUUGUAACAAAUCAUUUAUCUCUUAUUCUCUCUAAAAACCACACAGGAAUGCCUUUCGUAAUGGGCUCAUUCAAGGUGACAAGUUGGUUAUUUACCCCAUUCUUCAAUGGCUCUUUGAAAAUCUGGUAGAAUUGAAGACCAGAGCUUAUCUUGCGAGAUAUUUGGUAAAGUUAGAGAUUCCUCCAGACCAACUGGCAGAUCAAGAAUUAAAUGAGCUUAAUGAGAAUGUAAGCAUUUACAUUUCUUUUUUGCAAAAUGCACCAGUAAGCAUCUCCCUCUUCUAUAAAGGCUGAGUGAAGCUUUAUAAUGAAUAUUUCUUUAAACAAGUUCUGUGUAAUGAGCAAAGUCAAAUGAUCCACCAGAUAUCACUAACCAUCAUCAUUUCUACACUUACUUUUUACAACAUAUGCAAUCACUUUUUUGCAAUAUAUUGUCCCCUCCAUGGAUAGAUAACAGUAAACAAGAUAUUUGGUUUGACCUUUCUGUGCGAUGUUCACUAGCAUUGAAAUCUUCACUGAAUUUGUUUUAUUUAUGUCAGUAUUUAGAACUGAUGGAACAGUUCAAAGAUCUCCACAAGACAGUUGGUCAACUCAGGACAUCUGGUCUAUCAACUGGGGAAAUAAAAAAGGUCAGUACUGUACAAAAACUUAUAGGUUUGUUACAUACAUACAUACACUUUAAUUCAACUCAAAUUAUGAGAGUAGCUCUGUUGAGCUCAUAUCUUUGAGAAAGAAAAAUAUUAAAUCAAUUAAAUUAUUAAAAUACAUUAAUUAAAAGUACCACUAAAAGUUCAUUUUGUUAUAAAGGGCUCUGUGUCUCCCAUCUCAUUAUCAUCAUCAUCAUCAUUGUCGCAGUUACUGUCAGCAUCAUUAAAAUGAUUUUAGUUUCUGUGCAGUGAAUAACUUUUAUUAUUUCUUUCACUUUUAGGACAUAGUAAACAUGGAGGAUGAAAAAGAACAACUGCAGAAGAGAAUUGACAGAAUGCAAAAAAAGGUAAAACCCAAUUACCACAACUGAUGUAAGUUCUGUUUCCUAUUUUACUGUGUUUUUACACAAUCAUGCAGAUAGGUCAGUGGUUUGCAAAUCACUUAUCACUCCUCUCUUAGAUAAUUGGCUUAUAUCAUUUGUAAACUCUUGAAACUAAGGGAAGUUUUAACACAAAGCUUAUCUCCUUUUAGGUGGAGAAUGUGCGGAACUAUGACAAGAUGUUACUUGCUGCACGGAAUUUGCGAGUUGAGAGAGAAAAGGAACACUCACUUGGUCAACAGAAGUUGGAGCAAAAGAACCAGGUAAUCAGUUGUCCUAGCGAAAAUAAGUGCAUUAAAAUAUUGGAUUGAUGAUAUGUGUCUUGCAUGUUUCAAGCCUAAUAUUUAGUGAAAAGAUUUUUUAAAAUUUGCUAAUGUUGCCCCCACUUUGAAGAUACCUGACUCAAAGCAUGCGGUACAUGUAAUAAACCAUUUGACAGUGAUUAUUGGUGAUCACAGCUAAUAUAGUUGAGAUAUUAAACUGGUAUGGGGGUGUCACUCCUAUAUCUAAUCUCAAGAGUAAAGUCUAAUUUAAACAUGUUGUGAAACAUUCAACAGUAUCUGCACUCAGACCAACGUUAUCAGCGUAUGCAACAACAGUUAAAAGAUAUGAGGACUCAGGGUGUUGGCACAACUGGGGCAGGUAAUGAACAUUUUGAAGCUCUUAUCUGAUUUUGAUUGAUGAUAUUCUGUAUUCAUCCUUAGUUGACACUGAAUCAAAAUGGGAAACUUAAUAGAUAUUCAUUGAAAAUUUAAAAUUGAGGUGUUUUUAUAUUUUAAGUUUUGCAUGGAAUUAACAAUUAUGAAGUAUUUCAUCACCAGGCGAGAGUUUGGCUCAGUUUUGUGAUGAAUUUUCAUCAGGAUUCUUUUAUAUGCAGUCUUACAUUUUAACUUGCAGAUCUGAUUAAGAGACUAGAGGAGGAGAACAAAGUUAAUGCUUAUCUCUGCCAAGAAAAACUGCCCAAGGUAAUGGUCAGCCACAAAUCUGCUAAGGAAAAACACUGUAACUGUUUUUUUGUCUAUUGUAAUAUUUAGGAUAUGGAGUAAGGUCAUCAAGGUGCUAACUUGAAUUGGUUUCAGACUGAUGUGUGAUAUAUUUUAUUUGAAUCACAAGGAACUGGAAGGAAAAAAGAAGUAUGCUCAGGAUUUACAAAAAGUGGCAGAUGAACCAGCUAUGGGUCAGGCUGAUUUGGAUGAACUCAACAAAAGGGUCAGAGGAAAAUAAUUUGUUUUUAUUUAAUAAGAUACUUGUAGAUGACAGAGAACUCCAUAAUUAUUAUUACUAAGACACUCUUCAAAUGUAAAACAAAAUAUUUAAUGUUGUGUCUGAUUUAAUUUUCAUUUGUUUUACAUAUACAUCAGAUUAAACAACUCUCAGCAGAAAUUAACACACUGAUUGAAAAGAGAAUGGUGAGGAAUGACCCUAUUGAUGACAAGUUGUCUCUCUUCAGGCAGCAAGUAAGUUAUUUCUUUUGAAAAAUCCUCCUAACUUCACUAUCUUUUAGUUGUUAUGGUUUGUUUAGUGUCAUCAGAUUCAAGGAAAAAAUUUAACUGUGGGAUCUUUGGGUAACAUUAAUGCAUUUGUAAGAAAGAACAAUGCCAGUUUUGCAUUGACAAAUGUUAAUAUAUCAGUUAAAUGCUAUACCAGUGUUCAACCAGAAAAAUACUUGAACUAAAUAUUUUGUAAGAUUGCAUGGAUUCUUUUAUUUAUGAGAUACCAUUUUGUCCUUAAGGCUUCAAUUAUUGGACGAAAGAAAGAGGCUGUUGCUGAAAAGCUCCAAGAAGCCAUGGAUGAGGUGAGAUGCUGGUGAAUUUUUGUCUCGUGACACAGUCAAGCAUUUAUAAUUGUUUAACACCAAUGUUUUUGCUUGAUUUUAGCUGAGUAAUGCAGAAAGUGAUUUGCAGAAGAAGAAAGAGUUAUUGAAAGAAAGUGAGGGAUCAGAAGUGUUGAAAGGAGAUGAGGUUAGUGACAAGACUGGAGAAUUUUAUGGUAAAAGGAAGUGGGAAGGGGACUGGAGAUGAACGAGGAGGGAAUUGGAAGAGGAGGAUGUGACCAUGGAAGGAAAGAGGGAAUGGUGAAGGGAACAAAGAGGAACAGAGAAGAAUGGAGAGGAGAUUGGGAAGGGGAAAUAGGAUUGGCUAGGGGAAGAGGGGAAGGAAGGGGUAGGGAAUUGGAAGAGAAGUAAGAAGGGGUAAGGUUGGUAAGGGAGGGGGUAUGGGGAGGUGUAAUGAGGAUGGAUCAGGGGAGGAGGGGGUAGGAGGGGGGCAGGGAACAGGAUGGGAAUGGGAAGGGAAAGUAAGCAGGGGUAUUGGGGGGGAGAUGGAGAAUGGUGAGGAAAUAGGGAGGGAGCAGGGAAAUUUUAGAUGACUGAGCCAAAGGAAGUUGAAAAUUGACCUAAUUUAUAAGGAAUUGAGAAGUGACGAUUGAGAUAUCCUUUUUUCUUUUAGUUCAAAAGAUAUGUGAACAAGCUGAGGGGGAAAAGCACAGUCUAUAAAAAGAAAAGACAAGAGGUACAUGUGAAAUAUGAUCUCUGUGAUUCAUUCUUCAGUGAUAUAACCUUAAAAUACCUUUUGAUAAUUUUGGAUCUGUCAAAGUUUAUAUUUUCUAAAAUAAUAUUUUGUCAAAUUUGUGAAUUACCAGUUGGCAGAACUUCGUGCAGAGUAUGGGGUGUUAGCUAGGACAGAAGAAAUACUGAAAGGCAAGGAUGAGACAUUUCAACAUCAAUUGGUAAGUGUUAUUGUACUUGGGAGCUCUUUGUUCCUAACUUUUAAAAGCAUCCCUCUCAAGAAUAGAAGCACAUUGCUUUAGUUCAGGCUUAAACAGAAAUGCCUAAUAUAGAGGUCCAGUAACAGUACCAGGUACCUGUUAUGCUUAAGCAUCUUCUCCAUUCUACUCCACAGGCAGUUACAUGAAGUGUUGUAUUUUUGGUGGAAGGGAGGGUUUGUGGUGUUACUCAUUCUGAUGGUUGAUGGGUUCUUAGACUUUCAUACUAUUUAAGAAUGAAAAUUGCUACUUCUCUAAAAUAUCUGAUCAGGAGAGUUUUUCCCCUUUUCUCUUACAAAGUUAGAGCGAUUAAUAGAGCAACUGAGUACUCCCUUCAACUUGUAAGACACCUUACUAAGAGGGUUGUUUUGUAUUGUCGUAAGUCUAAUUUAGAGAACAAGAAGGGUGUGACAGGUUUCCAUGAGACUCAAGAGGAAUUGGAAAAAGUUUCUGCCAAGAAAAGUGAGCUGGAUGAACAGAAAGGGAAAACGCUGGAGGACAUAUCUGAACUGGUGAGGACACUAAGGCCACAGUACUGUGCUUUUGUCAACAGCUGACAUAUCAGCCGAAGAGUGAAUUAACUUUUCCAUUUUAGGAUGGAAAGUAGUCAUAUUUUUUUUCAUGAGUUUCACUUUUUGCCGUCCAUUGUUGAUUAGAAAGUCCUCAACCUCGAUCUAUACUACCACAGAAGGUUAAACUUCGACCUGUGAGUUAAUUCUUGAAAACGAAGAAGGAACUUAUAGAAACCUUGUGUUUGGAACUGGUUUUCCGCAACUUGUUUCUUCCGUCAAAUUCCAAAAGCUUUUCUCAAUCAAAAUUUUACAGAUGCAAUCUGUGAAGUUAUCUUUAAAGAUUUGUUCGUAUCUGCUUUUCUUGAAAUUCAGGGUGUACUGCUUUUAAAGGUAUCAAAGUAUGCAAUUCAUUCAUGUCGCAAUUUUUCCUUCUCAGGUUCGUCAGUUAAAUGCCACAAUUGCAGACAAGAAGACUGCUCUGGCUCCAGUUAUUAAAGAAUUGAGACCAAUGAGGCAGAAAUGUCAGGUAAUGAGACUGAACAAUGUCUUAAUUCUUGUGACAGUAGCUGACUGACAGUGAGAAAAACUUCCUAUUAUUUUUCUGAGACUUUCAUUGCUUAUGGUAGGAGAUGACCGGCGAAUACGAAGAAAAGAGGGCAGCGUAUGAGAAUUUAGCAGCAGGACUGGAAAGCAAUCUGUCUAAACUUGAGCACGUAAGUUUAUUGCUUUUAUUCUUCUCUUUUUCAUUACUGCACAGCGACAAAUCAUUUAGCCUGUCAACUGGUUUAUAUGUUUUGUGUUGUAAAUACUGCUUUGUAAGUAAUUAUUUUUUUCUUCAUCAUCAGGAGGUGCGAGCCCUGCGCGAGGAAUUGACCCACGAGGAAGGACGUUAUCACUAUUUACAUUGCAUGUUGAAGGUUUGUCCUGGUUUGUUGAUCUUUGAUUACUGCUUUAGCUUCCUGUUAUGUUCGAAAGUGAAUUUUAUAUUAUAAGUUUGUGUGAGAUGAGAGGACAGGAGAGAAUAGACAGUUGGAUUUUGGAUAGCUGUGUUAGAGGUCGCGUAAGUUUUACGCAUGACGGUCAUUCGCAAAAAUAUCUGUUUACUGUAUCUCAGGGCAUCUCCUCGUCUUGCACAAUUUUUUUUUUUCACCUGAAAAGCUGACAAUAACAUCUUAUAAAAGCUAGAGUGGUGCACCUCUAUUUCGACUGUAAGCUCCAUAAGAGCCAGCAUUUGUAAUUAUUUCUGCAAGCAUUGCGUGACCAAUCGAAAAGCGGCGGUAACGGGGAGCUACGGUGAGUGAAGAGACUUGGAAUUAGUUCCAUGUCCUUGUGAAACUGUUUUAUUCUUUAAACGUUAGGUACUUGAAGUGCAGCAGGGACGAAUCGAUGACGAACUGAAGGCUUACCGCUCGGCGGAUACUGCAGAUCGCAAAAAAUCUUUCAGGUAAAGAUGUAAUCUUUGUUUUUCGUGCAAAUUUUGCUGUAACGCGCGUCCCGGGUAAACUUGCAGAUAACGGGUAAACUUGCAGAUAACAGGUAAACUUGCAUAUAACGGGUAAACUUGAAUAUAACGGGUAAACUAGCAGAUAACGGGUAAACUUGCAUAUAACGGGUAAACUCGCAUAUAACGGGUAAACUCGCAUAUAACGGGUAAACUUGCAUAUAACGGGUAAACUUGCAGAUGACGGGUAAACUUGCAAAUAACGGGUAAACUUGCAGAUAACGGGUAAACUUGCAGAUAACGGGCAAACUUGUAUAUAACGGGUAAACUUGCAGAUAACGGGUAAACUUGCAGAUAACACGUAACAAUCCGGUAAACUUUCCAGUUAUCAAUACUCGUUAUCAUGGGUUUUCAAAGGGUUUUCAAAGGGUUUGCAUUUAGUGAUUCACUGAGAAAAAAAUUGUAGUUGAUAAGUCUUUUAACAGUUGUGAGAAUCUCUUUUAAUUCAUUUUUUUUCUCUUUCCUUUUGUUUUUAGGGAUCAGUUUACUAAGAAGAUUCAAGAGCAAGAAAACUUGGGAAAGGUAUUGAAUUAAACGAUAAGCUGUUAUUUUAGGUUGUUUUUUUAUCCAGGUGAAAUCAACGCAUGCUUAUUAUUUCGCAUUUGUUUUUCAGAGUCUUCGUGAUAAACAAAAAUCUGUCCGAGAGAGCCAGGCACCGAAUAUGAAACAGAUGAAGAUGUGGAGUGUAAGUACUUUUCUCAUCCCCAGUAGGGGUACGGUAGGGAGUUAAGAGUUGCUUCUUUCCCUUUGGAAUACUUCAAUCUUUGGUCCUAUUAUUCCCCCUAACCGGCAUCGAUAAAACGUUUCAACUUUAAAUCUUUACAAUUAGAACAUAUUGGGAUAUUCCUUCGGAACAAAUGAGGCUUUUCUGUCAGUGAGAGAAGAUGUCCAGCAACGUUGAGAGUGGUUGGUUUUGAGGCAAAUGCAUCAUCUUACAAUUAAGAGUUCGAAAAAUCUACCUUUCAACUUUAAGAAGGAAAAAAAAAAACGUCCAGAAUACUACCAGCUAAAUGUUUCGUUUUCCUACAUCUUUCUUGUUAGGACCUUGCAAAGCUGUUGGAGUGCAAACGAAAUUGUAUGUUAAAACAACAGCAGGAGAAUCAAAAUGGCGGCGUAAACCAGCAGGGCCUGGAUGGAGAAAACGUGUUGGUUCUCUAGGAAGCAGAGAAGUUUGGCUGCUCCUCGCUUUUCAUCACAAGAAAAAAAACCUUCUUUUAUUGUUUUUUUUUCAACUCCGCUACUCUUUGAAGACGUCAACCUGUAAAUUUGUAAAUUUAUCUAUCAUCGUUUUAUAUGCGUUGCCGGAAGGAUCUGCCCCGGUGCCCUUUCAUCCUAGGGGUACCCCUAGGGAUUCAUCUACCAUAGAGGAACAAGACUACUUCCUAUUUCCUUAAUCUACCGGUCGACCCUUCAAACUCCGUUUUGGCAAUAUCCAAACAUUGCAUUGUAUCAAAUCUUUGAUUUACUUAGUGUUACAUGUGGAAAGUUACCCCUCUC